Messenger RNA from Cavia porcellus (domestic guinea pig), 8668 nucleotides. RefSeq names its product 5-hydroxytryptamine receptor 1F (gene Htr1f). Gene Ontology annotation, cellular component: dendrite; plasma membrane. The transcript has 3 exons. The record is from RefSeq and is a predicted model, not a curated record. Gene Ontology annotation, molecular function: neurotransmitter receptor activity; G protein-coupled serotonin receptor activity. Bases 1910 to 3010 code for a protein of 366 amino acids. Gene Ontology annotation, biological process: adenylate cyclase-inhibiting serotonin receptor signaling pathway; chemical synaptic transmission; G protein-coupled receptor signaling pathway, coupled to cyclic nucleotide second messenger. NCBI's taxonomy places the organism in Eukaryota, Metazoa, Chordata, Mammalia, Rodentia, Caviidae.
AUACAUACCUUCACAAUUUACUUAUUGCUUUGUAUAAUUGUGUUUAGCUGCUUCAUUGUUGUGGCUAGCUUUGAAAAGACAGAAUAAUAUUCUGUUUUGUUUUGUUUUGUUUUGUUUUGCUCUGCUCUGGGCUUAUCUUCUACACCCAUCAGAUUAAUCGUCACAUAAAUAUCCUAAAUAUCCUCAGUAAAUAGUUCUUAGAGGAAUAAAUGGGAGCAAAGAAAAGAAGAAAAAGCCUCGGAGUUAGAAAAGCAGUAAAAACAAUGUAGAAAUAACUAAAAAUGUUUUUGUGUUGGUUAUUACCUUCCUUUCUACUGAAUAUGGCUCCCAUUUGAACAUCCAUCUCACUUUAUAGCCAAAUCUUCACUUUAUAGAAGUACUGUAUUUCACAGGCAUCAUAACUAAAGUAGAGCUGUUAAGUAAUACAUUUCCUAGCAUGAAGAGCAGUUGAGAGAAUACAUUUGUUCCAUAUUUAUUUGUUACCUUUAUAGAGAAGCUGAUUAAAUUUCUAUGUCUCAGUUUUCUUAUCUAUGAAGAAAACCAUAGUAAUGGGAUUCACGUUACAGAGAAGCUUGAAGGAUUAAAUGGCUGAUUACAGGUGAAACUCUUAGAGAUAUAAACUAUAGAUAUAAAUACUCAGGAAAGAUAAAUACUACUAUUGAUCUAACUGAAAUAGCCAACUUGUAGGUUCUUGUGAGAUAUUGAUAGAAUUUAAUAAUACUAUCUUAACUCUUCAAUGUUAUUAUACAAAUUAUUUGGCUAUGACACCCCCCAUUAAUCAUAUUUAUGCAUGUAGGAGCUAAGAGCUAAUAGUUUAAUCUAAAGACAAAGUGAAACAUUGAGAGCAAACACACACUUUAAUAUCUAUUAACAAUUAGAUUUAUUUUUUAAGGGUAGAAAAAUUUAUUGAGGAAUAGGAAUGGGGAAUAAGGAUAGCUCCUGAGAGGCAGGAGGGGUCCUAAAUGGGUUAUGCUAGGUCUUAGACUUGAAAGGCUGUGUAUAAACCAAAGAAUAAACACAUCACGUAACUAAAUCACCAAAGUGAUAAAUAUUCUUGAUGAGGAAAGCCUGAGAGCAUUUUUGUCCUUCUGCUAUUUUCAAGAAGGCUUGAUGUGCCUACUCUCCUUAGCAUAAUCUUGAUUAUUUCACAGUAAAGACAUUUGAAUUAAAGAAUUCAGUUUACCUUUUAAAAGUAAGAGACUUAAAUUCAGUAACUCAAAAGUGUUCCCUAGCACUAUGAAAACACACAGUUAGAACUUAAAUUAUAAAGGAAUAACAGAAAUAUCAGAACAGCUCACAGCACACAGGAAUUCACAUAUGCUAUUGCACUGGGAAAAAAAAAAUUAGACAAGCAGAUGAGAAGCAACCAUAUUGUUUCAGCCAGAAACCUGACUUCCUAGAGCACUAAUAUUAGCAUUGUUCAGGAGCUCACAAGAGUACUGAACUUAAGGAGCUCACAUCAGAUUUUCUAAAUCACCAAGUCCAGAGGCAUAAUCCGGCAAUCUAUGUUUUUACAAACGUUACAGGCUUAUAAAUUUGUAAAUUUUACUAAAUUUGAGAAAGACCAGCUUAGAAUUAUUAAGGAGAAGUUAAUCUUCAUUAUUUAUGUGGAGUUCUGUUAGUUGCCCUUUACAAAUGAAUGUUGAUAUUUUAAUGUAGAUAGUUAUUUAACAACUCCUCAAUUAUACGCUAAACAAGCACUAAUUUUUUCCACAGAAGACAUUCAAAUUUUUUCUGCCAUUCAAUUUGCUUGACGGAAUUGCAUCAAUGCAUAUCUGAAAACCAAAACUACAUUUAGUGUGGUAACCCAAACAAUAUUCAAGAGUGAGUGCUAUUGGGAACUCAACUCACUGACAAGCUCACCUCGGUAUCCAUUUUUCAACUGUAUCGAUUUUUUAAAACAAAAAAUAUGGAUUUCUUAAACUCUUCUGAUCAAAACUUGACCUCAGAGGAACUGCUACACAGAAUGCCAUCCAAAAUCCUGGUGUCCCUCACUCUCUCGGGGCUGGCACUGAUGACAACCACCAUCAAUUCCCUCGUCAUUGCUGCAAUAAUUGUGACCAGGAAGCUGCACCACCCAGCCAAUUACUUAAUUUGCUCCCUGGCCGUCACAGAUUUCCUUGUAGCUGUGUUGGUGAUGCCCUUCAGCAUUGUGUAUAUUGUAAGAGAGAGCUGGAUUAUGGGUCAAGUGCUGUGUGACAUUUGGCUGAGUGUUGAUAUUAUCUGUUGUACAUGUUCCAUUUUGCAUCUUUCAGCAAUAGCUUUGGAUCGCUAUCGCGCCAUCACAGAUGCUGUUGAAUAUGCUAGGAAAAGGACUCCCAAGCAAGCUGGCAUUAUGAUUACAAUAGUUUGGAUUAUAUCUGUUUUUAUCUCUAUGCCUCCUCUGUUCUGGAGACACCAGGGGACAAGCCGAGAUGAUGAGUGCAUCAUCAAGCAUGACCAUAUUGUUUCUACUAUUUACUCAACAUUUGGAGCAUUUUACAUUCCACUUGUGUUGAUUUUGAUCCUUUACUACAAAAUAUAUAAGGCAGCAAAAACGUUAUACCACAAAAGACAAGCAAGUAGAAUUGCAAAGGAGGAGCUGAAUGGCCAAGUCCUUUUGGAGAGUGGUGAGAAAAGCAUUAAAAUGGUUUCCACAACCUACGUGCCGGAAAAAUCUUUAUCUGAUCCAUCAACAGACUUUGAUAAAAUCCAUAACACAGUGAAAAGUCCCAGGUGCAAAUUAAGGCAUGAAAAAUCUUGGAGAAGGCAAAAGAUCUCAGGCACAAGAGAACGCAAAGCUGCCACUACUCUGGGAUUAAUCUUGGGUGCAUUUGUAAUAUGUUGGCUUCCUUUUUUUGUAAAAGAAUUGGUUGUUAAUGUCUGUGAAAAAUGUAAAAUUUCUGAAGAAAUGGCAAACUUUUUGGCAUGGCUUGGUUAUCUGAAUUCCCUUAUAAAUCCACUGAUUUAUACAAUCUUUAAUGAAGAUUUCAAGAAAGCAUUCCAAAAACUUGUACGAUGUCAAUACUAGUUUAAAGAAAGUUUAUUAUUAAAGGAUAAAGUUUUCUUUGGAUGAAAGUAACUAAAUAUUAACUAGUAAAAUAUGUGCACAAUUAGGGGAAAUAUAUUACAACUUCUAAAAUGGAUAAAAACAUGAUUUAUAUUUUAAUAACACUAUUAACAUAAAAUUUAUUAAUUAUCCUGGGAAACUCAAAAUUAGAAAAUAUUAUAUGCAGAUUUAAAAUAAUGUUUGCCUAUGCAAUGUACUGAAAAAGUUAACUGAUACUGAUUUUCCAUAUUUAUGUGUUACAGCAAUUAAGAGGAAUUUUUGAUUAACAGCACACUUAUAUCCAUAAUUUCUAUAUAACUAUUGUGCUAUUAUAUAAUUAUUUUAUUUUGUAGAAAAGAUAUAUUUUGUCACAAUACACACACUUCUGCUGCUUAACUGGUUUUGUCUAGUCUCCAUCUUACCCUAUAACAAGGGGAGGGAGGAGAUAACAACUCUUACAAUGAAUGGAGUAAAUAUAAAGAUCAGACACACAGCUAUUGUCUUUGUGUUUAAGUAGUAAAGAAUUAUUAAGUGGUAAGCCAUGGCAAAAUAAUUCUAGAUACUAAAAUUGUGACUAUUCGAUAUAUCCUGUGUGUUUAAUGUAAGCUGGAAGAAUACUAACAAUAUCCUAUUAAUAUGCAAAAUUGAAGUCUUACCCAAAAAGUGGUAUGGAGAGGAGUUGGGUUUUUUGUUGUUAUUUUUGGGGUUUUUUUGGUACCAAGGGUCAAACUCACAACCUUGUGCUUGCCAGGCAGGAGUUGUUACAAUUGCCCCUUGUUUACUUAAGAAUCAAAUUUAAGGCAUUGACUGUCCUAAGUAAUUGACAAUAGUUACAUUUCUAAUGUCUUAUUUAAGAUGUAAAUUAUAUUUCAUUUUGUUCAAUAUAAACUUAAUGACUUUGUUACUUUAUACCUCAUCUCCAUACUUUUGAACACUAUUUCCUUUUCUAUUAGAGUUUCUUUAGUAGAAAGUCUUAGAAUUUUCCACUGAAUUUUUUUUUAAAAAGUGUUCUAGUUGAUAGGAAGACUUAUGAGAAACCAGGACUAUUUUAAAAGUAUGUAAUUUUUAAGUUAUAAUUUUGUGUGUAUUGUAAACUAUACUUUCCUAGUAGGGUGCUUAAGAACAUUGUAUAUUGAUUCUUUUUUAUAUAUCUGUGUCUCAUUACUCCCAAUCUAAAAAAUAUUUACAGAGUUCCCAUUUUAUAUAAAGUAUUGAGACAUGUACUGGAUAGAACAUAUAGGCAAUAAAAAUAUAAUUCAUUCAUGUAAUAAGUUCAUAUUGUAAAAGAAGAACACAGAAGUAUAACAUUAAAAAAUAUCAGGAAUCAGGGAAGAAAGUUAUUUAUAUAGUUAUAUAUCUGGUUGAGAAAAGUCAUAAAGAAUGUAUGUAAAAUGAGUGUCAAAUUCAAUGGUGUCCAGGCAAGAGAAACAGAAGAGGAUACUGCAGGUAGUGACAGCAUCAAGAGUUCAGGCUACAACAUGCAAGUGUCUAUGGGACACAUUCACAAAGUAUUAUUGAGCAUGGUAGUUAUUUAGAACUAUAGAAGAAAAGAUCAAAAGGAAAAACCAGGCAUUUUGUGGCUGAUUUAGCAUCAAAAAUAGAAGUCUGUCCGUCUUUUUGUUGUCAUUAAGUGAUAACACAUUGCAAGUUUGGGAAAAUCUAAGAAAAAAUGUUCUGAUCAGAUUUGAGCAGAAGUUAGUAGAGAUAAUGACUUCUCCUUAGAAAUUAAACCAUUAAUCAGCAGGAGAUUAUAAAUUCCAGACAGCCUUCAGGUUACGGAAUAAAAAGGAAGAAACAAAUGAGAGAUAAUAUUAAGAUAGCAACUACAGAUUAUAGCAAAUAUUUUAGUACGCAGAUAGAAGGGGGAGAUAUAAGUUACUGAAGUAAAGUCAUGUUCAACUGAAAAAAAAGGAAUUCAACACAGGAUCUACUGUUGAAGACUUCUUUUGGGAAUAUGUCAAGUAUAUUGAAAACAUAUUGGAGCUUGCAGGCACUACUGACCACUUCUUGCCUAAGAAAAAUGAACAGGUAAAUGAGUUUUUCUCUCUGAAUGUAAAACCAACAGGUUAACAAAGUUCCUGGCUGUGUAUUUUGUUCUCAUUCUAAUUUACCUCCUAGAACCCAUAAACCUUGUUGAUAGAUCUACUACUGUAGUCUCUGCCAUUCUUUUAUUAUUUCCUUUCCUUUUUGACUUACUAAAAUUUGAUUUCUGAUUCAUUCUUUUCAUUCAUUCAUUCAUUCUUUUAAAUUAAGACCUUUCUGCAGUUAAUCCAUUGUUAGUUUAUUUAUGUCCAUCUUAGAAAUUUAUAUACUUAUACUUGGGAAACUCUAGAGACACAGAUAAUCAACACAAAGAAACAAAUUUUCAAGUUGGGUGAGGCGCACCCAAAUACAGAGACUGUCAUCUGAUCUGAAUUCAACAGAAGCUCUGAUGUAGAAAAAUAAUACCAUAAGUGACAGAGAAGUCAUAUGCCCCUUCAGAGCUCAGGGGAGAAUCAGUUUUGAUUUUAUUAUGUGUAUGAAACAAAGGGAGGGUCUGCAAAGCAUUGUAAUAAUUAUCACUCCAGCUAUGUUUUUCCUCCACAUGCUAUGUUACAGCUCAUACCAUGCUUCAUGAAUAAACAUGAGGACUAUUGCUUUAAUAUAUUUGAUGGUAGGUAAUGGAGAGAUGAAUAAUCUAACAUUUGUACUUUCUUUGAAAUAUAUGAAAAAAUUACAUUUUCUUGAAUAAUAUUACAUCAAUGAAAAAAAUUCCAAGUUAAUAAAUGUUGAUUUUUUUCAACAAAAAAUUCCACAUCUAUAGUAAAUGAAACAAAAUGGUGAUUCAUAUAUAUAUACAUAUAUACAACUGAUAAAGUAUGUGAAGAAAAAUGUAAAUAUUGUAGAAAGAAAUUAAAUAUGAAAUAUGAAGGUUUACCUCUUGCUAGAAUUUUAAUAUAGCAUCAAAAUAUUAAGCAAAGAUCUUAAUUUUUAUUUGUUCUUAAUAAUUUUAAAAGAUAUGAGAAAAGCAAGCACAAGAAAUCAAAGCAAUGUUGAGUCUAAUACUCUAUCAUUAGCUAUAGUUACAUACAAAUUGUGCUUGAAAAUCCACUUCUGCUUGUGAGACAUGGUCAUCAUUACAGAACUGGUUUAACAAUGUUGCCUAAACUUACAGGUUUUGUUUUAUAUUGUUUUGAUUUACAGUAAAUCCACCAGAUUAAAUCCACAGCACAAACAGCUUGGCCAGACACUGGUAGGUCAUGGGCCUAUCCUUAAGUAAAAUCUUUUUGUCUUUAAAGUUCCAAAAUGUAUUUUAUUUUCUGUGUUCUUGAGUUUGACUCCUCAGUCAUCCACAUUCCUUUAUUAUAUCACUUAUUUCAGUUACAAAUUGGUUCCUUUAGCAGAGCACAAUCUGCUAUUCAACACGCAGUUUUAAUCUUUGUAUUUUUUUUUUUUUACCCGGAAUCAAACUUACAACCUAAUGCUUGCCAGGCAGAUGCAAGGCUCAAUUUAUCUUCUUUUCCUAAGGUUUUACCAAAAGCAAAUGGAGAAGUACUUGGAAGUCAAUUACUAGGAAAUGCGUUGAUUUGUUCCAAAUAGCAUGAAAGUGAAAAUGAUCACAAGUUUAUUGCUGAAACAUAUUUCAAUACAUUCAGGGAGAAAUUUUGCUCAUAAAUUUAUAUGAGACUAUUUUUGAUUCACCAGUCAGAGAAUCAAGUGUACUGUAUCAGCAGUAGAACUGAAAUCUGAAGGGUUUUUCCUUAGUACAUUCCAAAGUCUUUCAAAAGUAAUCUUCCUUAAUUCAAAAUGUGACUAAAGUAAUGUGUUUUAAUGUCUUCCUAACAACCAAAGUGAUUAUAUUCAGACUCUUAUUUUGCCAAAAAAAAAUCGAGAAGCAAAUUAUAUUCAUGCCAUAUAUGAAGUACUUUCUUAUGGUACUGUAAUAAUUUUUCUUAUUCUUUUGAAUCACGUUUUCUCUCAUUUAAAUGAGAAAUAUUGCUGAAGGUAAUUGAUAAUUUUUACUUAUUGAUAUAAAAUAUCUCUAUCCACAAUAUGUCAGCAUUUGAAGGCCACCUAAGGAUAGAAAUUUUUUCAAAGAAUUGAUAAUAUCUAAUCAGGUUAAGGACUGUACAAAUUUUGUUAAAAGAAAAUAUUAUAACAUAAUAAAUACUUAAUACUUUAGCAGCAGUAGCAACAGUAAUAAUAAAUCGGGUUCAAAAACUGCCUUUUGUUCAAAUUUAUGCUUAAUUACAGUUCCAAUUUUUAUCAUGGAGAAUUUUCACCUCUGCAAGGGUAAUAAAAUGAAUUUAUUGGUUUAUAUAUACACAGCAAACUUUCCAUGUUCUUUCCAUUCUCUUCAAUAUCUUUUCAUUACAUUAAUAGUCUUAAACUAUUUACAUUCAAUAUUCAUAAUUAAAUGUUACAUUUAUAUUUCAUGUUUUAUUACUAUUAUUAUAUAAUUAUAUGGCUGAGUCAAUUACAACUUAAUUCUUUUAGCAGAAGAGUAUAAGAACCCAUGUUCUGCAGCUCAAUUAAUAAAGGAAAAUUUUUUCACCCUCCUAUGUCUACAUGUAAUAACCAUAUACUCUUUGCGUUAUUUGGGUUGGCUAGAAUUCAGGCCUAUCACAAUCCCAAUAUAGAGGAUGUGUGUACGUGUAUGUGCCAAUGUUUAUGUCCUUUUGCAAAGCAAGCUGAUAUUAAGAAAUGAACUUGAAAGAAAUCAAUCAUCUCAGCACAACACACUGUUAAGUUUGAAGAUAAAGCAGGAAGAGUGGAAAGGAAGAAACUUUUCAACAGGAAGGAAAUAUUCUCAUAUUUCAAAUUUCAGAUUCAAAAUCCACUGUGGAUAAAAAUUAGUGAUGCUUGUUACAAAAACAUAUUCCAAAAUCUAUGUCUGUAAAUUUAAACUGGAUAUCAAGAAUUUGAGUCGUUAGCAGGAAUCUUAGGUUAUUCCAGAGAGUUUAGCCUGGAGAUUUAGCUCUUUACACAACAGUUUUAGAGUUCCUAAAUAGUUAGAUUUUUUAUGGGACCCAUUACAGUAAGCGAAAAUGAAAUUUUACUAACAAAUUUAGUCAGAAUCCAGAACAUUUUGGAGCCACAGUACAUGAAAAAUGCCUGAUGUAAAACUGUGUAUUUGCAGAAAUAAAAAUCACAAAAAUUAAAACCUAUUUUCAGUCAGAAUAUUGUUUAAGUUUUCUAUGACCAAGAAUAACUUCAUUGCGUAUGAAUCAGCUGCUUAGAACACAGUUCUCUACAUUUGAAAUUUAAGCCCUGAUUCUUCCACUAAGCAUUAACCUGAUGCUGAGCCAGUUUCAUUUAUGUGGCUUUGCUCAAGGUGAUGACACCUUAAGAAGUUAGAAUGAAAUAAAGUAAAUGCUCUUGAAAAAUGGAAAAGGACUACAAAAUAUAAAUUAUUAUUUUCUGUAAGUCUGGAAUGAGUGAGAGUACACUGGACAUGGGACAGUCUGGUUUGCACUGUGCACUGCCUUUUUCUGAGUCUGGAGAGACGUAGUUGAUGGCUUACACUUAGCUCUGUCCUUGGGUGAACAGUAAUUCCCAGCGGUCCUAGCCAAGUCACAGAAAUGCUACCUCUGUGGCUAUUCACCAGUGUUCUCUGUUAUGUUAUAUCAAUUAAUAAAAGCCUGGCAUCUUCAAAGCUUG